CUACUUUCCAAACCAAGUAAGAUGGUCGCUAAAAUCGUAUAAUAAAACAAUCCUAGAAUGUCAUUAUACAGUUAAUAAUGUACAAACGAAAUGUCGUUUAAUCCCACACUUUCUCGGGGAAUACUGAGAAGAUCUGAAGGAAGAAGGCGCCAUCCUUAUGACUUCUUUUCGGAAAAUCACAACAUUCUAUACAACGCUUUCAACAAGAUACAACUUUUCACCGUCAUCAAAAGGUUGCAGGCACUCCGAAAUUGCCUUGCUGACGAGUUCUACUAUCGAACCCUUCUGACCAAGUACUUGCGGUGGUGGAAACUUAGAACACAGUGCCAUAUUCAGCUUCGCAAAAUUUGCACAUCCGUGAAAUAUAUCGAUUUUUACGGCUUCAAUUGCUUUUACAGCUACCUUCAAGAACACAAACUACAGGAAAUUUUCGACUCAGAUUUUCUGUACGCAAUUUUCUCUUUACAUUUUCAACGUCGUAAACUCCUCAGGAAGUUUUUAAUUAAAUGGAAAAAUAAUACAAAGAAAAAAAUUUACUAAAAUUUUAAAUUUCAAGAUAAAAAUUUUAAUAUUUACAGAAACAUGAGCUUAAAAUAAAUGUUAGAAUUUA
Molecule: messenger RNA, 610 nt
Organism: Hermetia illucens (black soldier fly)
Lineage: Eukaryota; Metazoa; Arthropoda; Insecta; Diptera; Stratiomyidae
Exons: 2
Coding region: 91-540 (149 amino acids)
Source: RefSeq, a predicted model, not a curated record